Phyllostomus hastatus (greater spear-nosed bat) is the source of this 7105-nucleotide messenger RNA. RefSeq names its product TRAF2 and NCK interacting kinase (gene TNIK). The transcript is spliced from 34 exons. Gene Ontology annotation, biological process: protein phosphorylation. The record is from RefSeq and is a predicted model, not a curated record. Gene Ontology annotation, molecular function: ATP binding; protein kinase activity. The coding region runs from base 382 to 4551 and encodes 1389 amino acids. NCBI's taxonomy places the organism in Eukaryota, Metazoa, Chordata, Mammalia, Chiroptera, Phyllostomidae.
CAACCCCCAGCUGAGUGGAGGAGUUGAUGUGUCUCAUUAUAACAGCCAAUGCAGCCGCCAUCCACGCACAAGCAAAGAAGCAUGUCCCAUUUAAAUACACCCACGCAGCCCAAGCGCCCUUAGCUGAUCAGGGCGCGCAGCCCACACGCACCGCGGCUCCUGGCUUGGAGGUCCCGGCAGGUUGGGCUCCCGGACCCAGCGGAACAAGGAGCGGAGGAUCGCGAUCCGGCGCUGUGGAUAAGGGGUGGGCGGGGGAGGCUGGGCCCGGGGGCCUCUGGCGCGACACCCGCAUGAGGACGCGAGUGAAAUAGACCAAGGUGGAAUUUCCUAGGGAGAAGCUUCGGGGUGGUUUUGGUCCCUUUCUCCCGCAAAGAAGUAGACAUGGCGAGUGAUUCCCCGGCUCGCAGCCUGGAUGAAAUCGAUCUCUCGGCUCUGAGGGACCCUGCAGGGAUCUUUGAAUUGGUGGAACUUGUUGGAAAUGGAACAUAUGGACAAGUUUAUAAGGGUCGUCAUGUCAAAACAGGCCAGCUUGCCGCCAUUAAGGUUAUGGAUGUCACAGGGGAUGAAGAGGAAGAAAUCAAGCAAGAAAUUAACAUGUUGAAAAAAUAUUCUCAUCAUCGGAAUAUUGCUACAUAUUAUGGUGCUUUUAUUAAAAAGAACCCACCUGGCAUGGAUGACCAACUUUGGUUGGUGAUGGAGUUUUGUGGAGCCGGCUCUGUCACGGACCUGAUCAAGAACACGAAAGGUAACACGUUGAAGGAGGAGUGGAUCGCGUACAUCUGCAGAGAGAUCUUACGAGGGCUGAGUCACCUGCACCAGCAUAAAGUGAUUCAUCGAGAUAUUAAAGGGCAAAAUGUCUUGCUGACUGAAAAUGCAGAAGUUAAACUAGUGGACUUCGGAGUCAGUGCCCAGCUUGACCGAACCGUGGGCAGGAGGAAUACUUUCAUCGGCACUCCCUACUGGAUGGCUCCAGAAGUUAUUGCCUGUGAUGAAAACCCGGAUGCGACGUAUGAUUUCAAGAGUGACUUGUGGUCCCUGGGAAUCACCGCUAUCGAGAUGGCAGAAGGUGCUCCCCCUCUCUGUGACAUGCACCCAAUGAGAGCCCUCUUCCUCAUCCCCCGGAACCCAGCGCCUCGGCUGAAGUCUAAGAAGUGGUCAAAAAAAUUUCAGUCAUUUAUUGAGAGCUGCUUGGUAAAGAAUCACAGCCAGCGACCAGCGACAGAGCAACUGAUGAAGCAUCCAUUUAUCCGAGACCAGCCUAAUGAACGACAGGUCCGCAUUCAGCUCAAGGACCAUAUUGAUAGAACAAAGAAGAAACGAGGAGAGAAAGAUGAAACAGAGUACGAGUACAGUGGAAGUGAGGAAGAAGAGGAGGAGAAUGACUCAGGAGAGCCCAGCUCCAUUCUGAACCUGCCAGGGGAGUCGACACUGCGGCGAGACUUCCUGAGGCUGCAGCUGGCCAACAAGGAGCGGUCUGAGGCCCUGCGGCGGCAGCAGCUGGAGCAGCAGCAGCGGGAGAACGAGGAGCACAAGCGACAGCUGCUGGCAGAGCGCCAGAAGCGCAUAGAAGAGCAGAAGGAGCAGCGGCGGCGGCUGGAGGAGCAACAAAGGCGAGAGAAGGAGCUGCGGAAGCAGCAGGAACGGGAACAGCGCCGGCACUACGAGGAACAGAUGCGCCGGGAGGAGGAGAGGAGGCGUGCAGAGCAUGAGCAGGAGUACAUCAGGCGACAGUUAGAGGAGGAGCAGAGACAGUUAGAGAUCUUGCAGCAGCAGCUACUGCAUGAACAAGCUCUACUUCUGGAAUAUAAGCGCAAACAACUGGAAGAACAGAGACAAGCAGAAAGACUGCAGAGACAGCUAAAGCAAGAGAGAGACUACUUGGUUUCCCUUCAGCAUCAACGGCAGGAGCAGAGGCCUGUGGAGAAGAAGCCACUGUACCAUUACAAAGAGGGGAUGAGUCCUAGUGAGAAACCAGCAUGGGCCAAAGAGGUGGAAGAACGCUCCAGGCUCAACCGGCAGAGUUCACCUGCCAUGCCUCACAAGGUUGCCAACAGGAUAUCUGACCCCAACCUGCCCCCAAGGUCGGAGUCCUUCAGCAUCAGUGGGGUGCAGCCCGCUCGGACCCCGCCUAUGCUCAGACCAGUGGACCCACAGAUCCCACAUCUGGUAGCUGUAAAAUCCCAGGGACCUGCCCUGACCGCCUCCCAGUCAGUACACGAGCAGCCCACCAAGGGCCUGUCCGGGUUUCAGGAGGCUCUGAACGUGACCUCUCACCGCGUUGAGAUGCCGCGCCAGAACUCGGAUCCCACCUCGGAAAACCCUCCUCUCCCCACUCGCAUUGAGAAGUUUGACAGAAGCUCUUGGUUACGACAGGAAGAAGACAUUCCACCAAAGGUGCCUCAAAGAACAACUUCUAUAUCCCCCGCGUUAGCCAGAAAGAACUCUCCUGGAAACGGCAGUGCGCUGGGACCCAGGCUGGGAUCGCAGCCCAUCAGAGCAAGCAACCCUGACCUCCGGAGAACUGAGCCCGUCUUGGAGAGCCCCUUGCAGAGGACCAGCAGUGGCAGCUCCUCCAGCUCCAGCACCCCCAGCUCCCAGCCCAGCUCCCAAGGUGGCUCUCAGCCUGGAUCACAAGCAGGGUCCAGCGAACGGACCAGAGUGCGAGCCAACAGCAAGUCGGAAGGAUCACCUGUGCUUCCCCAUGAGCCUUCCAAGGCGAAGCCAGAGGAAUCCAGGGACAUAACCCGACCUAGUCGACCAGCUAGCUAUAAGAAAGCUAUAGAUGAGGAUCUGACGGCGUUAGCCAAAGAACUACGAGAACUCCGGAUUGAAGAAACAAACCGCCCACUGAAGAAAGUGACUGAUUACUCCUCCUCCAGCGAGGAGUCGGAAAGUAGUGAUGAAGAGGAGGAAGAUGGAGAGAGCGAGACCCAUGAUGGGACGGUGGCUGUCAGUGACAUUCCCAGACUGAUACCAACGGGCGCCCCCGGGGGCACGGAGCAGUACAACGUGGGAAUGGUCGGCACACACGGGCUGGAGACCUCGCACGCAGACGCGUUCAGUGGCAGUAUUUCAAGAGAAGGAACCUUGAUGAUAAGAGAGACAUCUGGAGAGAAGAAGCGAUCUGGCCACAGUGACAGCAAUGGCUUCGCCGGCCACAUCAACCUCCCGGACCUGGUGCAGCAGAGUCAUUCCCCGGCUGGAACCCCGACCGAGGGCCUGGGACGCGUCUCCACCCAUUCCCAGGAAAUGGACUCUGGGACUGAAUAUGGCAUGGGGAGCAGCACUAAAGCAUCCUUCACCCCCUUUGUGGACCCCAGAGUAUACCAGACAUCCCCCACUGAUGAAGAUGAAGAAGAUGAAGAAUCAUCAGCCACAGGAAUCCAAAGGUUUCCAGGGGCCCUAGGAAAAGCUGUUCAUCAGAGAUCUCCAAAUGUAGCACAUAUUUCUGAAGAUCAAUUUCUGGCUCUGUUUACUAGUGAACUUCUUAGGCAAGAGCAAGCCAAACUCAAUGAAGCAAGAAAGAUUUCAGUGGUAAACGUAAACCCAACCAACAUUCGGCCUCAUAGUGACACACCGGAAAUCAGAAAAUACAAGAAACGAUUCAAUUCAGAAAUACUUUGUGCAGCUCUGUGGGGUGUAAACCUCCUGGUGGGAACUGAAAAUGGCCUGAUGCUUUUGGACCGAAGUGGGCAAGGCAAAGUCUAUAAUCUGAUCAAUCGGAGGCGAUUUCAGCAGAUGGAUGUGCUCGAGGGACUGAAUGUCCUCGUGACAAUAUCAGGAAAGAAGAAUAAGCUACGAGUUUACUAUCUUUCAUGGUUAAGAAAUAGAAUACUACACAAUGACCCAGAAGUGGAAAAGAAACAAGGCUGGAUCACCGUUGGGGACUUGGAAGGCUGUAUACAUUACAAAGUGGUUAAAUAUGAAAGGAUCAAAUUCUUGGUGAUUGCCUUAAAGAAUGCCGUGGAGAUAUAUGCUUGGGCUCCGAAACCAUAUCAUAAGUUCAUGGCAUUUAAGUCUUUUGCAGAUCUUCAGCACAAGCCACUGCUUGUUGAUCUCACAGUAGAAGAAGGACAAAGAUUAAAGGUUAUUUUUGGUUCGCACACUGGUUUCCAUGUAAUUGAUGUUGAUUCAGGAAACUCUUAUGAUAUCUACAUACCAUCUCACAUUCAGGGCAAUAUCACUCCUCAUGCCAUUGUCAUCUUGCCUAAAACAGAUGGGAUGGAAAUGCUCGUUUGCUAUGAGGAUGAGGGGGUGUACGUGAACACCUACGGCCGGAUAACUAAGGAUGUGGUGCUCCAAUGGGGAGAAAUGCCCACGUCUGUGGCCUACAUUCAUUCCAAUCAGAUAAUGGGCUGGGGCGAGAAAGCUAUUGAGAUCCGGUCAGUGGAAACAGGACAUUUGGAUGGAGUAUUUAUGCAUAAGCGAGCUCAAAGGUUAAAGUUUCUAUGUGAAAGAAAUGAUAAGGUAUUUUUUGCAUCCGUGCGAUCUGGAGGAAGUAGCCAAGUGUUUUUCAUGACCCUCAACAGAAAUUCCAUGAUGAACUGGUAACAGAAGAGCACUUGGCACUUAUCUUCAUGGCGUUAUUUCUAAUUUAAAAGAACAUAACUCAUGUGGACUUAUGCCAGUCUAGAGGCAGAAUCAGAAGGCUUGGUUGAACAUACCACUUUCCCCUUUUCCUCUCCCUCCACCCAUCCCAAAACAGUCCAUCUUUCAAUGUUGCAGCCUGGUUGAGAAGGAGAGAAAAAGGUGGCAGGAAUUUCCAGGAGAUCCCCAAGAAUGCUGCGUUGCCUGUGGACAAAGAUGGACCAUGUGCCCUUCGGAGUUAGGGAUAGAAACAAAUAUUGUGUGCUCUUAUGAUUAAGCUGUGUUAUGGUGGAUUCUGAGUUUUGUUUUGUUUUUUACCUUUUUUCUUUACUCCCUUACUUUGUAAGAAUGGGGAGAGAAUGCAUACUGAGAAAAUUAGUCCAGUUUUAAUUGUCUGCCUGCUAGCUUUAAGUAUACAAUAUGUUGUAAAAUUUCCAAUUUCAAAUGGCGAGAGACAGCACAAUAAAUGUACCUUAUCUCCUUACACUGAAGGCCAUAACUGCAUAGUGGGGUAAUUUUAGAACUCUUUUGCCUUCACCAACCCAAAAGGUUGCUUUUUGGUAGCAACGGGCUAAUGAAUUUUUAAGAGAAAAAAAAUACUGUACUGUUUUCCCCUCUUUCGGGAAAUAGAUUUUAAAUGGCUAAACUACUAGCCUUAGACUAAUAAAAUCAACUGCCAUUUUUGAGUCUGACAGGCCCUAUUUUUAUACGGCCCUGCACAGAAUGGAGUGUGUCGAAUGGGACAGUUGUGUCAUUGAGUUGUGUUGGCUCCAGUAAGGAGGGUCCCGUAAGGCAGUUUUCCCUCAGCUAUUAUGCAAUGGGUCAGGGCAAAAGAUGGGAUGGCAGAUGAGGUCACACGGAGAGAGCAUCUGGGAAACAAGCUAGAAAAACCACACACACACACAUACAGUUUUAUAAAUGUACAAGGCCCUCCCAGCUAAGAGGUCACUGAGUUUGGGCUUCACUAGAAUGAGACUUUGUUGAGUUCUAACUGGGGAGUGAAUGACAUCCAGGCUCUGGUCAUUCCCAGCUUUCUCCUGACAAUGCCACUUUCUCAAGAUGAAAACCGCGACUGAAAAAAAAUAAUGAGAAAUGUUUCUGAGCUGCCUGCGUUCUCUUGGGUUGGUGAGAGAAGGGACUAGACUACUAUGCCUGCCCGAGACAGUAGGCCUCACUGGUUCAGAUUUUAUAGAACUCGAAAGCAAGGCUUUGGCCAAAAUUCUGAGAUCCUAAUCAUUUUACCUUCCUCCAAAUUACCCAACAUACGGUAAACAACAUUUGUGCAGAGAUACGUGUGUAUUUAGUUCAGGUCGACUCGUGUCCUUAUAAACUCUUACUCAGAUGAUUUGAACUUUUACGUGACUGUCUGGGAUUUUUUUUCCAAAGCUACAAGCAUGGCCGCCUGUGGUAUCGAGGUGUUGCGAACCGGUGUCUGUGUUGCGCUUCCUGUGUUAACCUACCUCGUUCCGUUUGUUUCGUUCACUGUUCAUCACAGCAGUGUUAUCUCCAGGAGACAUAUAGAGAGCUCAGCUGGCAAUCUCAGGUGUAGUUAAUAUUUUUUAAACAAAACCGUAGUUGACUAAAUCGUUCUCCUUGAAAAAUUUUUUAAAAAAUCCAACAACAGAAAUUAAUGUGGCUUGUUUCUGGAGAAAACAGCUACUGUAAACAGAUAAAAAAAAAAAUCUGGGAUCCUACUGGUUUUGCCUAAAUUCAUGAGCAGCUGAUGUACUAUUAAUGAGAACGAAAUACACAUUAGGGAAAUGGAGUCAUUUCAGUCUGGUGGUUGGGACAAGGAGGGAAGGGAAGGGGAAUUAUUCUGGUUUCUGAAGUAGAUGAGUAUGCCCCUUCUGUAAAGGUGGUUGUCAUUUGCAUUAUUUUAAUCAGGUAACACACAGGAAAGGAAUUGAGGAUUAUCUUCAGGCAAUCACCAAGAUGUCCUCAUCAUGGUCCCUUUAGCUCUCAAAAGCAAUGAAAUCCUCCCGUUCUCAUUAUUACUGCUGUGAUUCUGCUGCUGAACAAUAAAUACUAUCUUCACAAAUUCCAUGCAACAAAUUCAGCAAUAACUUUUUGGAUUGAAUUUAGCAACUACUAUCAUUGGAUUCGAAUGUGGGCAAAAUAUGUUGAUUUGGGUCUCCUCCCCAAAUGUGAUUGCCACCAGCUCUUUAUAUCGCUGCUGUGGUAUUUUAAACCAGAAGCUUCUUUAAAUUAUGUUGCAAACUGAUCUCUGUUUUUAUGUUAUGUUUUGUUUUUAUUUCUAAGUGAUAAGUUUGAAACACACAGCUUUAAAUGAUUUUUUUAUUGUGGGAUUUGGGGUACAGUUAAGAAAUAAAAGGGAAUCAUUGUGUUUAAACAUAAGGUAGUUUGUGAAUGUAUUUUUUAAAAUCUAGAUUCAUUGAAACAAAAACUCAUAAGAAAACAAUAUUAAUGCAGUCUUGUUUACAGUAUGUACAGUGACAUAACAUAGAACAUGAGCUUUUUCUGGUGCCAACAACAAUAAAACACAGACGUUAAACAUCAA